AUGAAACACAAACAUGAAGAUAACUCAUCUGAGAAUUCAGCAAAAAGAAAGGAAUUGAGCCAAAAACUAAAGAAAAAAUUACCAUGGCCGUCAUCUAUUGAAAAGACAGAUGCUCUCAAGGAAAUUACCACCAACAUCAAUACGCUGUGGUCUCUCUAUCAGCCAAUAGACUCUGAACCCGAUACCUUCAAUCAACCUCUGAUAUUUGGAAAGAAUCUGCAAAAUAUUCAACCGCAUAAGAUGACAGUUUCAAAUUUUGUCAACACCGUAAAGACAAGGAUAAAAGAUGAUACUUUUUGUCCUGUCAAGUAUACCGAUAAACGUGGAUAUCGCUUUUUUUCUCUUCUGCCUGUUUAUUUGUUUCAAGGAAAAUCGGUUCAGAUCGAUGCUCAUGCGUUUUGGAGACUACUUUUCGGUUUCUCCAAGAUUGGAUUUAGAGCCAGAAAGAGUCUUUCUAAUGGCAGAAAGACAUUAAGAGCGUUGUAUAUUCUGAUGGCUAUUCAAUAUCAUUUCUGUUCUCACGAGUCUCAAAGAAAAGCAACUCUAAUGCCUCUCCCAAAAAAAAAGCCGCCGGAUUUUCGUAAUGAAAUCGAAAAUGGAUGUCAAGUCUGGGCCCUGGACCCUGGGAUAACAGCAGUAUUGCAGUGCAAUGAAAGCGUUUUCAAGGUUAUUUGGAAUUGCGAUGUGAUGGCCGCAAAGAAUAAUGGCGCUCGCCUGUCCCCGUUCCUACGCCCUCUAUUAUAA
Messenger RNA from Phycomyces blakesleeanus NRRL 1555(-), 744 nucleotides. RefSeq lists its product as hypothetical. The record is from RefSeq and is a predicted model, not a curated record. The transcript is spliced from 5 exons. Bases 1 to 744 code for a protein of 247 amino acids. NCBI's taxonomy places the organism in Eukaryota, Fungi, Mucoromycota, Mucoromycetes, Mucorales, Phycomycetaceae.